Molecule: messenger RNA, 1832 nt
Organism: Suhomyces tanzawaensis NRRL Y-17324
Lineage: Eukaryota; Fungi; Ascomycota; Pichiomycetes; Serinales; Debaryomycetaceae
Gene: YCK2
Product: serine/threonine protein kinase
Exons: 1
Coding region: 158-1582 (474 amino acids)
Biological process (GO): peptidyl-serine phosphorylation; signal transduction; endocytosis
Cellular component (GO): cytoplasm; nucleus
Molecular function (GO): ATP binding; protein serine/threonine kinase activity
Source: RefSeq, a predicted model, not a curated record
GGAUAGCUUGAAGCCUACCUCCAGCACCAGUUACACCUUGCCGUCUCUCCACGAGUCGCUUGAUUGAUUGAUUUGUGUGAACAUUCACAACACCCAGCGGGUAUCGUAUCGUGCCUGUGUUGAUCGUUGAUCUGGACCAUCCAUAGAGAAGGACACCAUGUCUAGCCGUGCCCAGUUAUCCUCCAACCCAGCCGCGUUGGCAGCAGCCGCCGCCACCCACAACCCCAGCACCAGCAACACCAGCAACUCCAACAGCUCGGUGGUCGGAUUGCACUACAAGAUCGGCAAGAAGAUCGGGGAGGGCUCCUUCGGUGUCAUCUUCGAAGGUACCAACAUAAUAAACGGGGUUCCUGUGGCCAUCAAGUUCGAGCCCAGAAAAACCGAGGCGCCCCAGUUGAGAGACGAGUACAGAACAUAUAAGCAUUUGCAGGGGUCUGGCGGCAUUCCAAACGCCUACUACUUCGGCCAGGAGGGCUUGCACAACAUCUUGGUCAUCGACUUGUUGGGACCCUCGCUCGAGGACUUGUUUGAUUGGUGUGGCAGAAGAUUCUCGGUCAAGACCGUGGUGCAAAUUGCCAACCAGAUGUUGGACUUGGUCGAAGAGGUCCAUCGUCAUGACUUGAUUUAUAGAGAUAUCAAGCCUGAUAACUUUUUGAUUGGUCGUCAGGGCUUGACCGACGAGAACAACGUCCACUUGAUUGACUUCGGUAUGGCCAAGCAGUACCGUGAUCCAAGAACCAAACAGCAUAUUCCUUACAGAGAAAAGAAGUCUUUGAGUGGUACUGCUCGUUACAUGUCCAUCAACACCCACUUGGGUAGAGAACAGCUGAGAAGAGACGACUUGGAAGCCUUGGGUCAUGUGUUCUUCUACUUUUUGAGAGGCCAGUUACCUUGGCAAGGUCUUAAGGCGCCAACCAAUAAGCAAAAGUACGAAAAGAUUGGUGACAAGAAGAGAACCACUCCUGCAGUUACUUUGUGUGAAGGCUUACCAAGACAAUUUGCGGAAUAUUUGGAUUCGGUUAGAAGUUUGCCAUUUGAUGCCGAGCCUGCGUACGAAGAGUACAGAAUGUUACUCUUGUCAGUGUUGGACGACUUGGGCCAAACUGCCGACGGUGACUAUGAUUGGCUUCAUCUCAACGGGGGUAAAGGUUGGGAUGCUUCUAUCAACAAGAAACCAAACUUGCAUGGAUACGGUCAUCCAAACCCACCUAACGAAAGAGAAAGACGUCAUCGUGACCAAAGAAGAAGCAGACAACAUCAACAGCAAAAUGGUCAAAGUCAGCAACAGCAACAACUCAGCGCUGCUCAAUUGCAUCAACAAAAGUUGCAACACUUGGUUAACAGACCAUUACCUCCAAUUAAGCAAGAAUCACAAAGUGGCGUUCCACACUCUGGCUCCAAAAACAACAUCAACUCAAGUACUGGUGAUUUGUUAACGAACCAACCCAUCAAGACUCAACCUCAGAACACCCAGAAGUUUGAGAAUGUUCCUUCAAACAGACAAAAUCAAUACGAGCAACAGAAGAUCCUUGAUGACCAUGAAGAACACAAGGGUUUCUGGUCGAAAUUAUGCUGUCAAUAGUCUGUUUGUAAGUGGUAUUUUUAUUCAACUCAUCAAAAGAUACCGUCCAAUAGAAAUAAGAAUAAUCAUGCUAACCAAUUCAUUGAUGUAUUGAUUUAAACCCCAAAUCCCUUACACUGUGACUCAUAUUUUUAUUCAGUUUUUAUGAUUCUUUUUCCAAAAUUCAAUUCUUAUACUAGAUCAGCAUUUUCAUUCUGUUUAUCAUCCGGAUAAGCACGCCGCUCAAUCGGUUUAUCUUUCUUUGAUCUAA